ACCGAUAUUAUCGAUUUUCUCAAGGGUCCGACAAAGCCAUAACAAACGGCAUCUGUAUUCCCAGUUAAGAGUGAACGGUUUUGGUGUGUUGCGCUAAAGUUUUAAAAAGAAAUACCGGACAUCAUGGACAAGCAGCAAGCCGAAAUAUGCGAGACCUACCAGCUGAAAUGGACCUCCUUCACCAACUACAUGCACUCCUGCAUAUCGGCAUCGCUCCAUAGCGACUCCUUCGCUGACGUCGCCCUAGUGACGGCCGACGGCCACCAAAUAAUGGCCCAUCGCUACGUUCUGUCUUACAGUAGCCUCUUUCUGGCGCGUGUCCUCAAGCUACACAGGAAGGUCACCACCGCCUUGCCUCUGAUGAUAGUCAUGCCUCCCGAAAUCGACUACAAGAGCCUCAAAGUCUUGGUCAGGUACAUGUACAGCGGAGAAGCCAAGGUCUCAAAGGAAAUACUGAAGAGCGUUCUCAGAGGGGGUGACAUCUUGCAGAUCAAGGGGCUCUACAGGGAAAAGGAAGAUGUAGACAAAAACGUCAAGAUAACUCAACAACAGCCGAAACCUCCCCCCGCGACACCGACUCCUCCUCCCGCAACACCAGCUGUUCCUCCCAUGGUGCCCCUGGUGAAACCAGUCAUCAACUCUGCGAAAAACACACCUCAAACUACUGCAAUCCAACCGAAACCGAAUAACGCUACAUCUCUGGAUAAAUCCCAAUCGCAGAAAUUCCUAGUCGUGCAAAAGCAAAAGGAGCAAAUGACUUACACCAGCCCGAGGCAGAAGGCAAUGGUGCUCAACUUCACGCUGAUGCACCCCUUCGACAAGAACGGCCAAACCACCAAAGAUCCAGAGAAAACGAUGACCAUCCUGAACAAGCAGCUGGACCCCUUGAGCGAGUACGGUCCUGGCGAAACAUCAAUUAAGAACGAAGCCAACACAAGCCGAGAAAGCGGCCUGCAGUACCUCAUGAUCAAAGACGAACCCGUAGAAUGGUCGGAGGCAGAUAUGGAACUGAUCGAGUCCAAAGACGUCUACGAAGAGGUCACCUUGAAGUCCGAACCAGAAGAACACAGCUCCGACAACAACGAAAACGAAGAGAAGAUGUUCUCACCUCUGACUUGCGAACUGUGCACGGAAACGUUCACAAUCCCUCGCGAGUGGGUAAGGCAUGUGCAGACCCAUACGGAUGUGUUGCCGGCCAAGAGGAGAAGAAGAGAUAGCACGGGGGAUUCCUACGAGAACGAAACCUUCCCCGAACUGAUGUGCGACCUCUGCCAGAAACCCUUCCCCACGCCCGCCGAAUGGGUGAAGCACAUCCAAAAGGACCACACCGAAUUCGAGCUGCACCUCUCCAACAAGAAGAGCUACCCUUCGGGCAAACAGCUCGCCCCCUCCUCCAGAACGGACACACCUUCUCCUCAGAGCGGUGACGGGGGCAAACAGUGCGCAGAUUGCAACAAGACGUUCCCCUCCCACGCAUCCAUGGUCAUCCACAAACGCAGCCAUACGGGAGAGAAGCCGUUCAACUGCGAUAUGUGCAGCAAGACGUUCAACGUGAAGAGUAACCUACUGCGCCAUUUAAGGACUAUUCACAAUAAGAUUAUCAAUUCGACUGAAGUCGAAAGCAAGGAGGACGAUUCGAGCAACUGAACUAUUUAGGUUAGGUGACGCGACGGCCUAGAAAUCAUUUGUUUUGUAAUAGUGAAUCGACUGUUUUUUUUUUACCUUCGAGUUUCCAUUCCUUUAUGACUUGAUUUUGUAAUUAAAUUCCUGUUAAUUUACAA
Leptinotarsa decemlineata (Colorado potato beetle) is the source of this 1781-nucleotide messenger RNA. RefSeq lists its product as uncharacterized. Gene Ontology annotation, biological process: regulation of transcription by RNA polymerase II. The record is from RefSeq and is a predicted model, not a curated record. Gene Ontology annotation, cellular component: nucleus. Lineage: Eukaryota; Metazoa; Arthropoda; Insecta; Coleoptera; Chrysomelidae. Gene Ontology annotation, molecular function: protein binding.